GCCGCAACUGCUUAUAACCAGGGUAGUUUAUCUUUAUAAUUACAAGUAUCCAUCAGUGUGUAAACUGUAACAUUGCAUUACAGUCAUACCUGUAUGAAAACAGUAUAAUCACCAUACAUAGCAUGUUUGAUGCCCUCUGUGAAACGCAGUAUCGACGACAGGGUAGAGUUGCCACGUGUCUGGUGCCAGUGUGUUCUGGACGCGGGAGGUGGUUACACCAAAUAUUAAUUCAACAAACGUGAGAUGCCAUUAGUGUUUACCUUACCUAUUAAUAUAACAUACCUUGAUAUCUAAUACAUGUAUGCAUAUCAAAUGAUAUGUAUGGAUACAGUCAACAUAUGUAUUUAGUUGUCGUUUAUGUUGAGCAGAGGAUCAUUUAAGCAUUACCACGCACAUAUUGUUUACUGUAUGUGUCUAACAUGGAUAUUGUCUUUUUCAGACUGCCAUUCCCUGUUAAUAUAACCAUAGUAAUUAUAUUCAUAUGAAACAUGUUAAUGACAACCUGCAGGAAACGUCUUAUAUAUUACAUGGCAACCAUUGUGGCAUGCAGGGCUACCACCUGUACACCUGAUCCUCUACCAUUUCCACACAACUGGCAAGUUAGCAACUCUGUACCCAAGUAGUAGGGUACAGACGUACCCGGAGUGCUGAGGGGACUGCAAACAACAGUUGACACAGUGACAGGCGACAAUGUUGUGGACGGCAGACAAGACGAAGGACGUGCUCUUCUGGGGCUGCGUCAGCUACGCCGUCGCCACUGUCAUUAACCUACUGGGCAUAGCUGGAUUCUGGUCGACCUUCACCAUUAUUUGGCCAGUGUGUGCUGGCAUCUACGUGGCCCAGGCCAGCCUGCAGGUGCUGCCGGCGGGAAAAGCCGUCCUGGUGACCGGUUGUGACAGCGGCUUCGGCCACGCCACCGCCCUCCAUCUGGAUAAGCUUGGUUUCAGGGUGUUUGCAGGGUGUCAGUUUGCUAAAGCCGGGGGUGAGGGAAGCCUCCGCCUCAAGAGGGAAGGGUCAGAGCGUCUCCAUGUCCUCCAGAUUGACCUGACGUCCAGCGAGGAGCUCACUCAGGCUUUUGAAGAAGUCAAGAGAAUAUUGCCUGAAGGAGAGAUGUUCUGGGGUCUGGUGAACAACGCAGGCAUCGCUCGGAAGGGCGCCGUGGAGUGGUCUCCCAUGGAGUACUACAGACAGGCCGCGGAGGUCAACUACUUCGGUACAAUCGCCAUCACCAAGCUCUUCUUACCGCUCAUCAGGCUGUCGAAAGGUCGACUGGUGAUCGUGACGAGUGUGAUAGGACGGUGUGGAGUGCCCAUCUGCUCCCCUUACGUGGGUACCAAGUUUGCUCUGGAGGGCUUCAGUGACUGUCUCAGGCUGGAGAUGAAGCAGUUUGGUGUAAAGGUGUGUGUGGUGGAACCCGGCAGCCAUGUUAUAGCUACAGAUGUCUUGACGAAGGAGAAGAUCCAGGGACUGAGAGACGGGUGCUGGGAGAAGAUGAGUGAUGAGAUACGAGCAGCCUACGGGGAGACCAACUUCAGGCAGAUGUACGCUGCCUUCGUCGACCACGGGGAGAGAGACCACGGUGGUGAACGCUAUGACGGAGGUACGUUCCCCCGAGCCAGGUACUGCUCAGGUAGCCGAACCUAUCAGCAGAUGCUUUUCGUCGGCGAGCACCUGCCAGAGUGGGUGUACGACUACCUGUACUCCAGUACGUGAUAGUGACAGGCUACUACUGGUGACUCCUCUACUACUGGUGACUCCUCUACUACUGGUGACUCCUCUACUACUGGUGACUCCUCUACUACUGGUGACUCCUCUACUACUGGUGACUCCUCUACUACUGGUGACUCCUCUACUACUGGUGACUCCUCUACUACUGGUGACUCUUCUACUACUGGUGACUCCUCUACUACUGGUGACUCCUCUACUACUGGUGACUCCUCUACUACUGGUGACUCCUCUACUACUGGUGACUCCUCUACUACUGGUGACUCCUCUACUACUGGUGACUCUUCUCUACUGGUGACUCCUCU
Messenger RNA from Homarus americanus (American lobster), 2030 nucleotides. Its product is annotated as D-beta-hydroxybutyrate dehydrogenase, mitochondrial-like. Bases 691 to 1713 code for a protein of 340 amino acids. The record is from RefSeq and is a predicted model, not a curated record. Gene Ontology annotation, molecular function: oxidoreductase activity. NCBI's taxonomy places the organism in Eukaryota, Metazoa, Arthropoda, Malacostraca, Decapoda, Nephropidae. The transcript has 9 exons.